Messenger RNA from Eleginops maclovinus (Patagonian blennie), 1723 nucleotides. It is a transcript of the gene ankrd39, whose product is annotated as ankyrin repeat domain 39. The record is from RefSeq and is a predicted model, not a curated record. Gene Ontology annotation, biological process: protein K6-linked ubiquitination. Gene Ontology annotation, cellular component: BRCA1-BARD1 complex; BRCA1-A complex. The transcript is spliced from 4 exons. Gene Ontology annotation, molecular function: ubiquitin-protein transferase activity; protein binding. Bases 255 to 890 code for a protein of 211 amino acids. NCBI's taxonomy places the organism in Eukaryota, Metazoa, Chordata, Actinopteri, Perciformes, Eleginopidae.
CUGGUGUGGUGCUGCGAACGAGUUGCCAUCCUGCAGUUUUGUAUAGUAAUGAAAAUUUCGUUGGAGUAGUUUCGACCUGUCUUUUAAUUUUAAUGCAACGUAUUUGUUUUGAAUACGGUUAAACAGUAAUUUACUUUUUAGGCUUGUGUGCUUUGAAGUUAAGCCUGUUGGUGGUGGUAAUGUACCACAAAGUUGUCGACCAACGAACAUAGAAGAAGAAAACACGGAAGUGUCAAACAGCAACAUGUAGAUGCAUGCUCGUAUCUCCAAAACAAGUCUUUGGCUUUUGGUUUGGAAGUUUAUGUAAUUAUUUUGUUAUGCCGUCUGCGCAAAAUAACACAAUGGCGUCUGACAGACCACAAUGUUCGUGUUGCUCCAACCCAGUCACCUCUCCCAGUGUUUACCAGACCCUGAGUGAAAUGGAUUUUGAACGAGGUAUCUGGUCUGCUGCAAUGGAUGGGGACUUGGAGAGGGUCAAGUCUUUAAUCCAGAAGGGCACAGACCCUAAUUUGAGAGACUCUGCUGGAUACACAGCUCUGCACUAUGCAAGUCGCAGUGGCCAUCGCACUGUCUGCAAGUGUCUUCUUGAGAAUGGUGCUUGUGCAUCUCCCCAGACACCAGGCGGUGCCACGCCACUCCAUCGAUCAGCCUACUGCGGUCAUCUGGAUGUGGUCAGACUCCUGCUGCAGCACAGAUCAGAUCCAAUGCUCUGUGAUGACGACGGGUCUUCUCCUCUACAUAAGGCUGCAGAACGAGGUCAUGAAGAGGUGUGUCGGCUGCUGCUAGAGAACUGUGCAGCGCUCUGCAGCAAGGUGAACAACAGACUCCAGCUUCCCUUCCAGCUGGCACCCCAGGGGGACCUGCAGGAGCUCCUAAAAGCACAUCGGUGACGACAGACACAAUGCAUCGCUUACAUGCAAUUGACUUAAGCUCAAAACAUACUAGGUUAGGUCAGGAUCACACUCAUCUUCACCUGGAAACACCUUCUUUGUUUUCUAAGGCUGCAACAAUUCAUGAUAAGUUGUCAAUCUUUUCUAAAAGCCAACUAUUUUCAUCAUCAAAUAAUAAGUUUGGGUAAAAAAAGAUAAUAUUCUCUGAUUCAGCAUUUUAAAUAUGAUUGUUUUCUGGUUUUAUUGACGUAUUUUAGAGUUGUGGACAAGACAAGACAUUUAAGGGCAUUAUCUUAUCUGAACGACCACCAUUUUUUCCUCACCAUUUCGGUCAUCAUUUUUCUUUUAUUGAAGAUACUAUUUUGACCUUUUUACAUUAAUUAGUAAGAAGGAAAGAUGGACAAGAAAAGGAAAGAGAACUGGGACAACAUGCAGCAAAUUAAAAAUGAUUCAUCAAUGAAUAAUAAUCUUUAGUUUCAGCCCUUUUUUUCCUCCCUUGAACAUCAGCAAAGAGCCACUGAAAAAAACUGUGAGGAUACAACCUUAUAUUGCUAGCUUCAUACGAUAAACAUCCUGUUUUGGAUUUCUAGUUUACAUUUUUGCAGUAACUUCGCCUCCUCAGCCAUAUAAACAUGUACAAAAAAACACCACCACUGUCCUGCAUCUGUUACUGCUCGACUCCUAUCAGGCCGUCGUCAAAUUGAUAAUAAUUCUGUAUAAGACAGCAACGUUUGCUCUUACUGUAACUUUAAUGAUUGUUUUCUUUGAACAUGUGGCAAGUUUAUGUUGUAUUAAAACUGGAGGCCAACAUCUGGGUUAUGUUGUUUAACUUU